Trichoderma harzianum CBS 226.95 is the source of this 189-nucleotide messenger RNA. RefSeq lists its product as hypothetical. The transcript has 2 exons. The record is from RefSeq and is a predicted model, not a curated record. The annotation marks the transcript as partial. Lineage: Eukaryota; Fungi; Ascomycota; Sordariomycetes; Hypocreales; Hypocreaceae.
AGAAUAGUUAAAUUUAUAAAUACUAAAAGGAUUAGAGGAUUAACCUUUAGGGAGGGAAAUAUACUAAAUAUUAAAAUAAAUAGACUAAGUGAUAAACUUAAUUUUAAGAAACUUAGACUUUAUAAAAUUACGAAGAAAAUUAGACUUAUUAAUUAUAAAAUAAAUCUUCCACUUACCCUAGGGAAAUAA